Messenger RNA from Labrus bergylta (ballan wrasse), 2147 nucleotides. It is a transcript of the gene ptp4a2b, whose product is annotated as protein tyrosine phosphatase 4A2b. The record is from RefSeq and is a predicted model, not a curated record. Gene Ontology annotation, biological process: protein dephosphorylation. Gene Ontology annotation, cellular component: nucleus; cytoplasm. NCBI's taxonomy places the organism in Eukaryota, Metazoa, Chordata, Actinopteri, Labriformes, Labridae. Gene Ontology annotation, molecular function: protein tyrosine phosphatase activity.
AACAACAGUUCCCAACCUCCGACGAGAAUACAAGCUGCCACAUUGAAGAGGAACAAAAAGGCGACCUGGCAGCGGUUAUUACACUCCCUCCACUUUCUCCGGGUAGUCACGGGAUUUCAAUGUUCAGCCUGCUAUUUGGUUUCUGUGUUGACUUGAGCUGCACCUAUAUGGCGUGUGUGAGCGGAGAAUUUUGCCAGGCACAGCACCUCACCUGCGCGGAGAAGUGAAUCGGCCGCCCCCCAAGGGACUACGCUACCCAGAAACCCCCCUGACUGCCAGCUCGCUAGGAACUGCUGACUCCUCCAAAGGCCCCCCACCCUGGGAUAUUGCGUAGUCCUUGGCCCGACCGCCCUGCGUGUCCUGACCAAUACGAAAAGACCUUUGCUUUCUGCUUUCUCCUCGAACAGCCAAUCACAAACAGCUCUCCUGAAUGGGCCGUCUCGCCAACAUGAACCGCCCCGCUGCAGUCGAGAUUGUCCACGAGUGCAUGAGGUUCCUCAUCACCCACAACCCCACCAAUGCCACGCUCAACAAGUUCACUGAGGAGCUAAAGAACUUUCAUGUGAACACACUGGUGAGAGUUUGUGAUGCCACCUAUGAUAAGGCUCCCGUGGAGAAGGAGGGGAUACAAGUUGUGGACUGGCCUUUUGACGAUGGCGCCCCUCCUCCCACCCAGAUCGUGGAUGACUGGCUCAAGCUGCUUAACACCAAGUUUCGAGAUGAACCCGGCUGCUGCAUUGCCGUGCACUGCGUUGCAGGGCUUGGAAGAGCUCCAGUCCUGGUGGCCUUAGCCCUCAUUGAGAGUGGAGUGAAGUACGAGGAUGCUGUGCAGUUCAUAAGGCAGAAGAGACGUGGAGCCUUCAACUCCAAACAGCUUCUUUACCUCGAGAAAUACAGACCCAAAAUGCGUCUGCGGUUCAAGGAUACCAACGGCCACAACUGCUGUGUGCAGUAGGCUGCCUGUCAGUGCAUCUUUCUUAUGCGCAUCUAGUGGGGUAAUCUUCCAUCAACGGGAGAUUUAAAAAAGAAAAAAAAAAUAUGAAGAGUGCUAUCAGUAAUUAUUGUGAUGAUUUGUAAACACUGAGUCAUGGUUUUUUGAUCAGAGAGCAAGCCAGUGAUCGAAUGAAUGAAUCCAGAUCUGGGGAUCCACCAGCCGAACCAAUGAAUGGAAGGUCAAAGCACACAGAUAGGCCCGCCUCCCGGUUACACUGUUCAACCACGGGCCAAUUUUGUCAACUCGAGUCCAUCCUGUUAACUUUAUUUUAUUAUUUUUCCUUUUUUUUUUUAUUUCAGUUGUAAUCAUGGGAUAACAAUAUUCCACUUCGUGAAUUUUUAUUUUUACAAGCGCAAUGGUGAUGGGAAGAUGUAAUGUCAAAUGAUACUCUGAUUUUUACUUCCACUAAUUAUUGAUAUUAUGAUUAGGCCAGAAUAAUGUACCUUUUUAAAAAAAAAACAGAAACAACUUUUUAAACUUUGAACACAUUACGACUGUCCGUUUUGGUAUUGGGGUGUUUUUUUUUUUUUUUUGCACAAAACUCAAAAAGUUCACCUGAAAAUGCAGUAACGUUUCUUCUUCCUCUUACCCUUCACUGAACAUAAAGUCACUUUCAGUUUAGAAGUUCACUGAGUUUGAAUAUGUCUGAGAUAUUUAUUCACAAGAUAUAUGUGUGGCAGUGAUGAGUUUGGCAGGGGGCAAGGACACUUUGUUAUCCAAUAGUUUUUGUUGUUUUAUUUUAUUUUUAUCCUUCGAGAGCCAUGUCUUUUUUUUCUCUUUUUUUUUUUUUUUUUUACCUUGUUGGAGUGCAAUAAUCAGUCCACCUCAGACGCCCACCAGACCCUGCUGAGCAUUUUCUACACAUAAUGCAAACACUCACACGUCACUCAUUCAGUAAGAAAAACAGGAAACAAUGUAUCAGCUCCUACAAACAGGUACUCCUCCUGCUUGCAUUCAUAAAACGGGCUACAAUAGGACAUCCAGAAAUAUGCAUAGUUAAACGCCACACACACACAGAGAGCCUAAGAUCCAACCUGAAAGAUAACGUUGAGAAGAAUGGAAAGGGUCAGUUUUUUAUCAUUGUACCCAUUUUGAAAAAACAUCCCCAAUUCGUAUCGGUUCUUUAAAGAUAAAUAAAUUGAAAUAAAAAGCA